This is a messenger RNA of Penicillium nucicola, 1041 nucleotides long. RefSeq lists its product as uncharacterized. The transcript has 5 exons. Lineage: Eukaryota; Fungi; Ascomycota; Eurotiomycetes; Eurotiales; Aspergillaceae. Bases 1 to 1041 code for a protein of 346 amino acids. The record is from RefSeq and is a predicted model, not a curated record.
AUGUCGGAUCACCCUAAGGACAUCCUCAACACAAUCAACCUCGUCACACAAUGUCUCUGUAUUCCGAUCGUCACUCUUUUUGUCGCCUUGCGCUUUUACACUCGGUUGCGAUUUAAGCAAUCCUUGGGCGUCGAAGAUUAUGGCUGCACCGUAGCAUGGUUAUUGUUUAUGGGAUACUGUGCAAUCAGUAUCGUCAUCGGCCAGCAUGGCGGCGGCUAUCAUUUCGACGAACUCGACAGCGCCACCCAAAUCCAAUUCAAAAAGUUCUGCUACAUCGCAACCAUUCUAUACUGCCCAAUGGCCCUCUUCGUUAAAAUCGCCCUUCUCUCAAUCCUCACCCGCAUCUUCGCUCCUUACCGCGGCAAAGUCUGGUUCAUCUACAUCUUCCUCGCCUGCCUUUGCUGCUACUACAUCGUCGCCCUCAUCAUCAAAAUCCGCAUGUGUAGCCCCAUCCCAAUGUACUGGCUGGGCAACGUGGAAGGCGGCUCCUGUCUCGACCAAACCGCCGCUCUCAUCGCCGACUCAGUCAUCUCCGUCGUGAGCGAUAUCAUCAUUCUCAUUCUCCCCCUGCCGCUCACCUGGUCGCUUCAAAUGUCGCGCAACCGCAAGCUGCGCGUGAUGGGUCUCCUCGGUGCCGGUGGUCUCGCCACGGGAUUCAGUCUAUACCGUCUCGUCCUUGUUCUGAAGGAUGGAAAUUCGACCGAUAUGAGUCUAAUGUUUGUCCGAGUGAUCUUGUCCGGAAACGCCGAAGGAGGCGUCGGUCUGAUCUGCGCCUGUCUCCCGAUCCUCAACGUCCUCCUCGCCCAUUACAAAAAGACCGUCUCCGACAAAUACUACCAGCAUAGCUCGAACAUGGCGCUAAGUGAACGCAAAUCCGCCCCGUCCAAGGCUGCCUCGGAAUGGGAUAAGGCCACUGCUUUCGGUGACCAAAGCCAUCUUAUUUCCUUUGCGGGCGCGCCCGAGGCCAGCGAGUCUUCUUAUAACCCUGAAGAUGGAAUUCGGAAAACGGUCGCUGUCUCGCAGACUAUUGAGACUUCAUGA